ACAGUUCGCGAAAUUUUCUCCGUCGCUCAAUAGAACAACGCGUGCGCUUUUCUUCGGCAAAAGUCGAUAGCUACCCUAAUAGUACUUGUACAGGGGUGUGUUGCUUGACGGUGAGAGUCUACUUUUUACUGUCAUUAUCGAGUGAUAUGUGCUUAUAAAAACGUAAUAUAAUACAAAUCAUCAUUCCCACAAUCUGUUAAUAUUAAUUUAUCGUUAAAUAAAGGAAUGUAAAGAAAAUAUUAAAUCUCACGGUGUUUAAUCUUAAAGAAAUGAAUGGAAGCUAGAUGAAGCUUAAUAACUGCUUAGAAAAAUGUAAAAAAUUAAACGAGACAUAAGCAAGAGAAUAUUAAAGGAUCAUCCUUCGUUUACUUUACUUGAAUUAUAGAUGAAAGAUUUAGAUUUAAUAAUGAAUAAUUCGGAUUGUGCGUCGUGCACCCUCGAACCGCCACCCGACAUUCUCCAUAUACCACCACCUCCGUUUCCAACUGUUCUGCAACAAGGCUCCGAUUUCUAUUUACAUGCGGAUUUGUUAUCGUUUUUACCGCAUCUGAACAACAGCCCAUGCAAACAUUUCUGCGAUCGGCGAUCCGAAGGGGUGCAAUAUAUAGAAAUGCCUCAACAAGGUACAGUGUUUGAUGACACGUGGUUAUUGGUUUUAAUAUCAUCUUGCGUCGGUGUAAUUUUUAUAGGCAUAAUAUUAGCAACGUUAUUCUUAAAGUGCAAAUUUAAUAGAAGUGGUAAAAGCAGCGUGAUUUCCAUACCAAACGUAACAUCUGGCAUACAAACAAAAAUGGGAAGAAUUCAAAACGAAGCUGUGCUUUAUCCUUGCACGACUGACGCUAUGCAAGACAGUCGCGUUAUGUGGGCUACACUUACACCCCGUGGUACUACCAGACACUAUUUAGAAGAACAUACUUAUGAAACGAUCGGCGCUGGACAAUUUCAUAAACGUACCUGUUCAACUACACCAACUGAACAUGUAAAACUUAAGACUUACGCAGAUCCGCCGGUCACUCUGCCGAUUCAGAGUCAGCUGAAGGACGAUGAAGCAUUCGAUAAUACCGCAUUCGUAGAUUAUGAAGAACCUUUAACAAAAUCUGAUUACUAUCAACUUAAUGAUACUUGGGAAUCAAAUGAUCUAGGUAUGCAAAAAGGUACAUCACGUCCGCGCGUCAGCUCACCAACAAGAAUUGAACACCCAAAUUUGCCACCGCUUAAUCUUUAUCCUCAUAAACAUUCGUUUCGCAAAAAUUCUGCUGGGCCACAAGCUUCGGAUACGCUUCUAAGAAAUAGUAUUACAUCGUCUACGUACAUUCCUACCAUAUAAAUCUUAUUAUCGUAUUUCAUCGCACUUAAGGAUUUCUAUCGUAAGCAACGUAACAGUACAUUUUAUAUGCAUUAUCUACAUACUCAAUUAUUCUAAAUGACAUAAGUGAAAUGAAAUAAUUUAGUUAAAUCCAUCCAACUUUUUUUCAUCUAGAAAUUACGAAUAUAGUCAUGUGAUUAGGAUUAUGCAUGUUUAUAUACAUUACGAUAUAUACAUGUAAAAUUUAUACUAUGAUAAAUGAAAAAGUUAGAAGAAAUUGAAAGAUCAGUAUUAUUUUAUUGUAAAUUCCUAUAUACCUUAAUAUCCUAUCCAUAAAA
Molecule: messenger RNA, 1644 nt
Organism: Megachile rotundata (alfalfa leafcutting bee)
Lineage: Eukaryota; Metazoa; Arthropoda; Insecta; Hymenoptera; Megachilidae
Source: RefSeq, a predicted model, not a curated record